GUAAUGAUCUCGAAGGAGUUUGCAGACGUUCUAAAAAAAGAGUGCAAGUAUAAUGACAGAGAAAUUGAUUUGUUGAGUUAUUUUGUGCAACCUGAGAUUGAACUGAUGAUGCCAUCUAUUCUAAUCGAAGGACCACCUUCGAGUGGCAAAACGUAUACCUUGAAUAAGUAUCUCAGUAUUUUGCAAGAUAAGUACGAAGUUCCAUCCAUUGUGAUACAAUGUGACUAUUGCUUCACUCAACGUGAAAUAUUAAGAAAAAUUCACAAAUCACUAAUGGUGCACUACGAAUUGGCAUUUACGUCCAUCGAGAAAAACAUUAUGGGUUGUGACGGGUUAGGAACGUUUCCAAGUAGCUUGAAGCAAAUGGUUAGGUUUCACAGAGCUUACAAUCGUGAUAACAAGAGGAAACCUGUUAUUGUGGUUCUUGAUAGGGUAGAUCGAUUGCCUCAGUAUGAGAAUCCUGGAGAACUUGUCAGGUGCUUGUCCAAAUUGCAUGAGCAAAGUGACGGUGAUUUGAGUGACUUUUGUUUUAUAUCUGUUGUGACGAGGUGUGACACUUUAGAUAUAGGCACUAGUUCUUUACCGACAGUCAAGUUCCAAAGUUUCAGUUUAGAUGCAUUUAAGAAUAUUCUUUUCCUGAAAUUUAAAGAUGAGUUUUGGAGCCAAGUUGAUGUUUGGAAGGAAAGAUAUGAGGAUGAGCCGAGUGAUGAGGAGAGCGAGGAGGGUUUUAGAAGUGUUUUGGAGAUAGACAGCGGUGAACAGGGGACGUUUUUCAAGCAAUUUAUUGAUAUGAUAAUCAAUACGUACACCUCUUAUGUUGGGUUGAGUCUGGAUGUGGUUGUGCCGAUACUACGUAGGAUCUGGCCUAUCUUUAUUGAUCCUGUUAUGAGGAAGGGAAAGAUAGUAAAGGGGAGUAACGAUGUGUUUACCACUUUCAUGAAGAACAAAAACCUUCUAGGACGAGAGUUUUCGGUGGUGACGAAACUUGAGAAUUCAGAUAUGUCCUUAUUAGAUCACCAAAGACGAGAUGCUGUGGGUGAUCUUGAGAGAACGAAAGUAAGCGAAAAUAAGAAGGGACACUACGAUUUAUCGAUCAAAACAAAGUAUUUAGUCAUAGCUGCGUUUCUUGCCUCAUACAAUGAGCCCAAGUUCGACCGACAGUUUUUCAGCAAGGGAAACCAAUACAACUCCAUUGUGAAACAACGACAGAAGAGGGUAAAGACGAGCGACAAAGGGGAGGGGAAGUUGAGGAGAGAUAUGUCUGCUGCUCUUCCGUUCCGACUCGAGAGGCUGCUAGCAAUACUCAACUCAAUCUGGGCGGAAAACAUCGGCGAGGUGGAGCUAUUUGACGAUGUUGAAUUGAUGAGCGAGAUUGCGACGCUUGCGUCGUUGAAGACGUUGAUCAAGUUGAAGAACGGAGACACGAUUGGUGGGCAGACGAAGUGGAAGUGCAACGUCCACUGGAAUGUUGUCAAGAAGUUUGCUGCGGACGUCGGGUUUGUGAUCGAGAACCAUCUACAGGACUGAAACUGAGUAGAGUCUAUAAGAGUC
This is a messenger RNA of Pichia membranifaciens NRRL Y-2026, 1551 nucleotides long. RefSeq lists its product as hypothetical. Bases 4 to 1527 code for a protein of 507 amino acids. Gene Ontology annotation, biological process: DNA replication initiation; DNA replication. Gene Ontology annotation, molecular function: DNA replication origin binding. The record is from RefSeq and is a predicted model, not a curated record. The transcript has a single exon. Gene Ontology annotation, cellular component: nuclear origin of replication recognition complex; nucleus. NCBI's taxonomy places the organism in Eukaryota, Fungi, Ascomycota, Pichiomycetes, Pichiales, Pichiaceae.